This is a messenger RNA of Anopheles stephensi (Asian malaria mosquito), 1999 nucleotides long. RefSeq names its product esterase E4-like. The transcript has 5 exons. NCBI's taxonomy places the organism in Eukaryota, Metazoa, Arthropoda, Insecta, Diptera, Culicidae. The record is from RefSeq and is a predicted model, not a curated record. The coding region runs from base 30 to 1763 and encodes 577 amino acids.
GCUCUCCGUAGAAAAUUGGAGAACGAAACAUGGGACAGCUUCGAAAUUCAGCAGCUGCGCUGCUUCUUGUGCUCUCGAUCGCCUCGAUCACCGGGAUCACAGAUGCACAAGACAGACAAGGCCCAGUAGUGCGGAUCGGAGCACUAGGAUCAGUGUUGGGUACCAUGGGCGAAACGGCCUGGACUGCGAGACCCAUCUACAAGUUCUUCAACAUCAAGUAUGCAGAGGCACCGGUUGGAAGACAUCGUUUCCGUGCUCCUCGAAGCGUACGACCCUGGUCCGGAGUGAUGAACGUUACUGCUCCUGGCAGAGCUUGCCCGCAGUCACGUACUGUCUCAAGAGAUGAUCCCGACGCCGAGGAUUGUCUGACGCUAUCCGUCUAUUCCAACGAUCUUCGAGCUAGACGUCCUGUCAUGGUCUAUAUCCAUGGAGGUGCUUUCGUGGUUGGUUCAGCAGAGCGUUUCGGACCGGAAUAUUUGCUCGAGAAAGACAUCGUCCUUGUCGUUAUUCAGUACCGUUUGGGUACGCUCGGAUUUCUCUCUACCGGUACCGAGCGCAUCCCUGGUAAUGCUGCCAUGUACGAUGUGAUGGAAUCCCUCGAGUGGGUAUCUCGUCACAUACGUCACUUUGGUGGAAACCCUCAGGAUGUUACGAUCUUCGGUGAGUCUGCCGGAGGACACGCUGUGUCUGCAAUGCUACACAGUCCUCAGGUGCGUGAGGAUCUCUUCCAUCGCGCCAUCAUCCAGUCCGGAACCGUGUUCAUGCCGUGGGUUAUCUGUCAAGAUCCUACCGAGGGAGCCUACGAAAUUGCUAGAAUCAUUGGGUGCAACAUGACCACACCUAGACAGAUCGACUACUGUCUGAAAAAUGCAUCGGUCCGAGAUCUGGUUCAAGCGCAAAACCAACACAAGAGAAAUGAGUUCAGUUCCCCAGGAUAUCCGAAGGUCGCCGGAGCUUGCAUUACGAUCGGAGGACCAUUCGGAGACAAAAACUUCAUGCCCGUUCAUCCCAAGGAGUCUACCUACUUCCGAGAUGUUCCGAUCAUCUUCGGUAUGAACUCUCAGGAGGGUCUCAUCUUCUUCAACGAAUAUUUCCGUUAUGCUCUGAAUUCGCAACCCAUUGAAUUUGAAGAUCAUUGGGACUUCCUGGAGUUUGUCAAAACUGUUAACGUUAAAUUCGGAUCUGGUGCCUUCGUCGAUGCAGUCGUUGGUUACGAACUGUUGACCAAAGCCAGUUGGGAGGAAAUAGAUCGUGCCAACUUUUCAGAGAUAGUUCCAGUGCUGAUUGAUAUUGCCGGAAACUUGGCCCUCAAGUAUGGAUCGAUGCAGGAGGCCAACCGUUUCGCUAGAGCACAUCCUGGACAAAUCUACCUCUACAACUUUGAUUACUAUGGUCCCCCAUCUCCUGUGACCCCAGGAUUCCCGUACGACUUCCCUAACACAGUUGGACAUGGCGACGAGCUUAAGUAUCUGUUUCCGAUGUCCAACGUCCUCGAUGAGGUUCACGUGCAAAUGGCUAAAAUUAUGGUCGAUCUCUGGACUUCCUUCGCAACUACUGGUGUACCACAGGCCGACAACGUCAUUCCAUGGCCGACUGUAUCCAGACCGUACGGCCCCUACUUUCGACUAGUCAACCCGCCAGAAAAGAUGGAAUAUUUCGUGCACGAGCUUACUAACAGCGUUGAGAAGGCUCGAGGACCCAGAGCGUCGGACGAUCUUAAGAGCUGUGCUAAACUUUUCCGCAAACGGGUUCCCAAGAACUGAACGGCAAUGAGAACAAAAUGUUGUAUGUCUACUGAACCUAUCCUUAUGUUAUCAGGCAUCUUUAUGCCAAAAUUACUAAUAAAAUAGUCAUCAAGCAUCAAGCUCUUACACGAGUCCUUUUAUUAUCUUAGAUAACGCUACAUUGAGUUAUCUUAAGCGAACCUGUAGUGCAGGGAUGUCAAACUCACUUUUAAUGAAUUUCGGGCUGCAAGUGUUUGUCCUACUAACUUUCCUUC